Molecule: messenger RNA, 225 nt
Organism: Penicillium macrosclerotiorum
Lineage: Eukaryota; Fungi; Ascomycota; Eurotiomycetes; Eurotiales; Aspergillaceae
Exons: 1
Coding region: 1-225 (74 amino acids)
Source: RefSeq, a predicted model, not a curated record
AUGGCGCUUUUGCCUCGUUGGCUAGUAAGAACCCUGCUAUUUGAGCCUGGGCAUCGUACGUUGACCCGGUCCGGCUACCGGUCCGGUACCUGCGGCCGUCGCAUAGUGAUUCCUUCAAUCAAAUAUGCCGGGCUCCGUCGCCUGAACGUGAUCCCGGUCUACCGGACAGAUGCCGGUGUGGCUGGCGAUAUCAGCAUCGAGAAGAUCAUUCGCCACGAGACGUAG